CCCGCGCAGGGCCCGGUCAUUGGUGGAGCGCAGGACAGCGAGCGGCGCGGUGGAUAGACUGCCGCUACGCUAUUGGGGGAGGGAAGACAAACUGGAUCCGAACAACAAAAAAAGACCAGAUAACAACAAUAUCAAGUUGGAAAUAGAAAGCGCGAUACGCGGCUUGCUCGAACAUAUUUACCCGUUAAAAAUACUUUGGAUGUCAGCAUGGCUCAGAUGUUUACUAUAUCAGACAGCGAGUCAGAGCCCUCAGAGGAGGUAGGAGAAACCGAAAAGGACCAAUCGUCUGCCGGAAAGGGGAUGACUGGCGGUCCAAUAGGCCAAACCCUCACUGUGCCUGAGAUGAGACUGGCAGGAGAGGGUCGGUUGAGGAUGAACUCAGAGUCCCAGGCCCAGGAGCUCCAGGGUAGGGGGCCAGGGGUGGAAGGCAUGCCCACAGACGGAGCAUCUUUCCGGGGUCGCUCCCAGUCGGCCCCCCCUGCCCUCUGGGCGGCCAAGAGAUACGGGCGGCAGCUCCGCCGCAUGAGUGACGAGUUCGAUACGUGGCUGGAUAAAGGG
Molecule: messenger RNA, 558 nt
Organism: Oncorhynchus gorbuscha (pink salmon)
Lineage: Eukaryota; Metazoa; Chordata; Actinopteri; Salmoniformes; Salmonidae
Gene: badb
Product: BCL2 associated agonist of cell death b
Biological process (GO): apoptotic process
Cellular component (GO): mitochondrion
Source: RefSeq, a predicted model, not a curated record